Molecule: messenger RNA, 2242 nt
Organism: Hyposmocoma kahamanoa
Lineage: Eukaryota; Metazoa; Arthropoda; Insecta; Lepidoptera; Cosmopterigidae
Gene: Cisd2
Product: CDGSH iron-sulfur domain-containing protein 2 homolog
Exons: 3
Coding region: 82-477 (131 amino acids)
Biological process (GO): regulation of autophagy
Cellular component (GO): mitochondrial outer membrane; intracellular membrane-bounded organelle
Molecular function (GO): 2 iron, 2 sulfur cluster binding
Source: RefSeq, a predicted model, not a curated record
GGCUGUUGUGUAAUACUGUAAAGUAGAAAAUAAAUUAAAUUAUACUAACGUUCUGUUUGAUUCUCCAAACAUUAACUCAAAAUGUACGUCUUAUCAAACCUUGUUCGUGUUACUAUUCCUAACUACUUAGCCGGUCUACCAAUUCCCGACACAUUCGGCGGUUGGUUCAAGCUCGGAGUAAAGGACUGGCUGGCCCUCAUCCCUCCAACAGUAGUAAUUGGAGGCAUCUCAUACUAUACAUACCAGACAGUGAAGAAAGCUACAGAGGAUACUGGAAUAGUUAACCCUAGCGUCAAGAAGCACAUCCCUAAAGUUGUGGACUUCAUUGAUAUUGAAGAUAUUACCGAGAAAUCUUCUCUUUGUAGAUGUUGGAGAAGCAAAAAUUGGCCGUACUGCGAUGGUUCGCACGGCAAGCACAACAAGGACACGGGUGACAACGUAGGCCCUGUCGUCGUUAAACAUAAAGAAAACAAGUAAUCAAACUCCUAUUGCCUUUCCCGUUAUCGAUUUGUUAAAGUACAUAAACUUGUUACAGUACACAAAUUUCUAAGUAGUUUGUUAAUAUAAAAGUUUGAUAAGUUCGAUUUUAAUCUUGCGGAGUUAUUAAGAGUUUUUAACUGAAAAUGAAUUGCCAUGUCAAUUGGCAUCAUUAUUUCAAGGUCAAUAACGUAACUUGACAUUCUUUACAAUAGUUUGUUCCGUUGAAAUAAAAAAAUAUUUAUUUAUGCAUAAUUAUCAGACAUAAUAGACAGUGUAUUGACUGGAACUUCUAGAAAGAAAAAAAAAUGCUGAAAAAGGUUGAAUUAUGAUGACAACGUUCAUAUUAGACACUGGACACAUAUCGAAACGUUUAAUCGAACUCAAAAGACGAUUGAAGUAAUUCUUUUUUCAAAUCAAACGUUCAGCAGGGCUAAAAAGGCCGCAUUGGCAGAGCCAUAACAUGAUUAAUUGACAAUUCAUAUUAUGAGUUUCUUACAAUUCAUAUAACGCAAUUCAUCUACUUGAUAGUGUCGUAUGGACAUUGUUAUCGCAAUUCAACAUUUCCUUAGGGUUUUUUUUUGCGUUUGCUUAGAAUUAUAUAAUUAAUUACAAAAGUUUUCUUCUAAGUUCUCUGCCGUUAUAAAGUAAUUGUGACAAUACGCAACAACAAUUCCGGGAUUUCAGAAGGAGAUAUUAUGCACUCUAAUUAUUACUUUCUUGAAAUGCAGGUAAACAGAAAUUGCCUACUUAAUCUCUGGUAAUUACAUAAGAUGUACUCAGAAUAGGUAAAGUGAACUUGAAAGUCUCUCAUUGUCUAGGAAAAUCGAGAUCAGGCAAAUAUAUAUAAGAAUAUAUAUAAUAAUAAGAAUCUUUUUAAACAUAGCCUUAAAUUGAUGUAGGAUUUUCUGUAUUCAAACUCUGUAGUUAUGGGUAAACUGUUAUUCUUCUAAAAACUCAAAAAUAAUGUAUCAACGCUGCCCGCCACCGUUCUUUAUGACAUCUCCUUCACUCUCGUCAUUCACUCUUCUCCUACAGUUACAUUCUUAAUUACUUAGUUAUGGCUGCGUUCAGUGUACAUUUUUCUAUAGUGAUAAGAAUUUGAUUAAACUUGUUACAGUUAAUACAAAGAUCAGACACAAAGAAAUUCCUUCCAUCUCACAAGACCCGGAAGACCUUAAGAAUUUCUCUGCGUUUGUAACAGAUCUUUUGUAUUAGAUUUUUUUCGACUUUUAUCUUAUUUUACCUGUAUUUUUUAGUAAACAUUUUGUAUAUAGUUAUUGUGGGAGAAGUUCUAGACGAUCAGGGCCUUUUUAGUUUGCUGUACACAUUACCUCUGAAAGUAAAUAAAGUAAAGUUGUUUAGUAAAUAAUAAGUAUAAUUUUUGAAUAUCACUUUUUUACAUUUUGGUCGCUACUAUACUUUUUAGAGUUGAAUGAAGGUUUUUUUUUGUAUAUUUAACGGGUUCCUUGUCAUAAUAAACAUACAUACAAAGAUUGUUUUGGAAUUAACAAAACGUGUGGUGUGUGUGAAAAUUAGUUACCUUGCAGUAAUAAAAAGUAAAAAGUGAGAAAUUUGUGAUCGAUCUAAGUUUAAUCUAAUUGUUUUAAAUAUGUAUUCGUCAUCUAUAUACAGGCAAUAAUAUACUUAUGUUUAGAUUGUAAGCAAAAAAUCUUUAUUUGCAUUUUUAAAUUUUGUGACACUAUUUAUCAGUUUUUUUUGGAACGUUAUAUCCGUUACUGUUGUUUUAAUUGCGUCGAUCAAA